CACACUGCUGGGGGUUCGGGUUUGUCGGAGGGUCCUUUUCGUCCUGCGAAAAAAACGGCAACAUCGUGUGCAUAAUCCAGAGGGUGUGACCAAAUUGAACGACACGAAAUUUUCAUACUUUGCCCAGUCUUCGGAAUGUGAAGGUCCUUGCUCGAGUGUUGUGUUGCCUUUUCUCUGAAAUUGCAAAAACAAAAAGUCAAAUCAAGCUGAACCAAAAAACAUUGCAAGUUUAUUGCAUUCAAAAGAAAGACGCGUGGGCCAGAUAAAGUCGAAUUAGCAAGUUAAUUAAUAAAACGGCCAAAGUCUGUCAACUGGAAAAAGUGCAGCAAAAAUGCACGGCAAUUUGGAUUCGGUGUCAAGAGGUUAGGAAACUCAGGCCCGUGAGCACGUAGCAGGAAAACCCAGCAGUAACGAGGGAAAGGAGAACCGCCAGAAGCAACUAAACAAAGGACAGGAAGAGCAGGCACAUAAUCCAGAAGGGGAAUAGCCAAGGAACGCAGGCCAGGAUGGGCGACUAUCACGAGUUCACGGACCAGUACAAGGUGCCGGUGAUAGCGAAGCUACUGCACGCCCUACCCCAUUACAACAUCACGUUUCACAAGAUCAACAGCACGUUCCGGCCCAACGAUGAGAUCUACUUGGAGAGCUUGGGCAUUUUGGGCUCAGUUCCUGCUGCCCUGCUGAUCGUCUCGCUGCUGGGACUACUUUUCUAUCUGAUGACGCGCUGCUGCGACCGGAAACCCCGGCCAGCCCACUCGAUCACCAGCUUGAAGGUGGCCCUGUCCAUCGUAACGGUCAUGUGCUGCGCGGCGAUUGGACUGGGAUUGUAUGGCAACGAUGAUCUGCACAACGGACUGCUGGAGGUGCUGACGGCGGGCAGAAAGGUGGACAAUCUGGUGACCACCAUCCGGAAUCAGACGCACAUCCUGGAGAACACGCUGACGAAUCGCAUACGGCCGCAAUUGGUGGAAUUGGCGGACAUCUUUGACCAGCCGGUGUCGAAUCAAACGGCGCUCUCAAAGCUUUUUGUAUCGCUAAACAUUGUCCAGGGGAAUGUUACCUUGGCCACAAACGCAGCCAGCGAUAUCCGACGACCACUGAUGGGCAUCUCCAUGACGCACUUUUUGACGCGAGGCGACCAAUGGGAACUGAUUCGAUGGCCGGGCACAGUGGCCACUUUGGCAUUGCUACUUGUCCUGUGCGCCGUGCUGCUGGUGGGCGUGGCCCGGCACUCACGUUGCGCCCUAAUCCUGUUCAGCGUCUGCGGCCUGCUGGCCGUCACCGGUUCCUGGCUGAUGUCCGGUCUGUAUCUCUCCUCAUCGGUGGCUGUCGGCGAUCUGUGCAUCUCGCCAGCGGAUUUUCUGGUUUCCACGGCACCCAGGGACCUGCCCACCAAUGUCCUGCUGCACUAUACCCAAUGCGAACCGGGGCACACGAAUCCGUUUACGCAGCGCUUGAGGGAAUCACAGAAUUCUUUGAACAACGCUCGCAGUGCCAUGGCCACGGUAAUGAAGAUCUCGCUGGUGCUCUUUAAAUCGUCCGGCUUGCAGCCGAAAUUGGGUGCCGUGAAUGCGGAUCUGAAUAGUAGUGAACGGCUAUUGACCCAGCUGACGGCACUCGUGGACUGCAAGGCGGUGCAUCAUAAUUUUCUGGCCGCCGCCCGGGGACUUUGCGAGGGUGGCCUACUGGGAUUGGUCCUGAUGCUGAUAGCCAGCUUUAUUGCGGCCAUUUUGCUAACGAUUAUGGUUUGGGUGGACUCGCACACAUGGAUCUACAUACGGAAGCGGAAUGACUAUGCCCAGGUGGAUGAGCCAUCGUAUAUAUCGCAUCCGGCACCGCAGAAUCACCAGCAGAUGAUGAAUGCCGCCAGGACAUUGCCGCGAAAUCACAAUGGGCACUUCAGUCCGCCGGUGAUCAGUGGCUCCCACACGCUCCAGCAUCCCAGCAAGCGUCAGCAGCACGAGAUGAUGGCCCACGCCCACAUCCAGCAGAACAUGCGCGCUAUGGGCACCCACACGCUGGGCCGGCUGCCGUCGCACAACCACAGCCCCACCCACAUGACCGGUCCCAAUAAUGCAGCAGCAGUCGCAGCAGCAGCUAACGCCGCCGCCAACAUGCCGCCGACCACGCAGGCCGCCCAACAACAGCAACAGCAACAGCAGCAGCAGCAGCAACAGCAGCAACAGCAACAGCAGCAGGCACAGCAGCAAUUAGGAGGACCACAGCCCAUCUAUUGCCAUCAUCCGCAUCAGCAUCCGCAUCCCCAUCCGCACCAGCAUCCGCAUUCGCAUUCAGCCGCCGCCGUGGCCGCUGCAGUGCAGCACCAGCACGCGAUCUACCAUCAGCAGCAGCAGCAGGCGGCCCAGCAAUAUGGCACCUAUACGACAGCGGCCCACCAUGGACCGCAUCAUUUGGGGCCGGGCCAGAGUCAGAUUUACCAGCAGAUUCCGGCUCAUUUGGCGCCGCAAUUGGCUGCCAACGGGAAUCCACAUUCCAUAUACCAGCCGCUAGUUGCCGUCAGCCAGGGCUCCAUAUAUGUAUCAAAUUUGGCCACAAUGCGACGACAGAAUAGCCAGGGUGGACCACAAAUUCCGGCACAUCAGCAUCCACCCAGUUUGCAUCAGCAGCAGCAGCAGCAACAGCAGCAGCAGCCACCGCCGCCAUCGCAGCAGCAGCAACAGUUGCAUCAGCUCAAGUCACCGCAGCAACAUCAGCAGCAGCAAUUGCAGCAGCAGCACCAGCAGCAGCAGCAGCAACACCACCAGCAGCAGCAGCAGCAGCAUCAGCAACAACACCAGCAGCAACAUCACCAGCAGCAGCAACAGCAGCAGCAGCAAAACGAAUCGGAUGUCAUACCCAUUAGCACGGCCAUGGAUAGCGCCAUUUAUGAUCGGGACAAACAGAUCUACAAGUGCUCCACAUUGCGGCAGGGCGGCAAGUUUGAUCCCAAGUACAAGCCAUCGAUACUCAAUUGCCCGCUGCCGGAGAUACCCAAGGAUGCGGAGCAGCCCAAGGUGGAGUCCAUCUACGAGCAGCGCCAGCAGGCCCACCACCAAAACUACUCCAAGACCCUGCAGCGUCCGCCAAUGAAAUUGCCGCCGCAGAUGAAGGCGAUUCCGCCGCCGCGCAUUGGCACGCCCACUUCGCCACCCCCGCCCGCCGGUCAGCCGCUGGGCGAGGCCAACGGUGGAGUACCAUCUGGCCUCCAGAAUGGAGGAGGAGGCGGCGGAGGAGUAGGAGGAUUGGGCGGGGGAAACACCAAUGAGGACACAUCGCUGCCGCCGCCGCCGCUGGAGGCGCAAACGGAGGCGACAAAGGGACGAAUGGGACCGGCGGCCAAUGGCAAGGUCCUGCACAAUGGCGGAGGAGGCGGUGGGGGCGUGGCCGGUGUGGGCGGAGGAACGGUGGACGAUGAUGAUGACCUGCCGCCGCCACCGCCAGCGAUAACCGACGAAAGCAACUAUGCGGUAACGGAGUUGUAAGAUGUGAAUAGUGGAUGAUGGAUGAUGGAUGAUGUAUAAUGGAUAAUGGAUAGCUAAAGCCAGAGAGAAACCAGAGAAAACCAGAGAACCACAGAAAAGUCAGGCAAAGAAAUACAGAACAGGAAUUGGUCAGGAUUGACUUGGGAUUGGGGCCGUCUUCCUAGAAUUCGUGUAGGAUAGAUAUACAUAUAUAUAUCGUGAGGGAAUGGGACUAAGGAUUACUGGAGCGGCGAGUGUGUUCCUUCUUGAUUUGUUGCAUUUAACGUAUCGUAUCGUAUCGUAAUCGUAUCCUAGACCGGAAUCCUGCUUUUCGACUUUUGUACAUACUAUACACACACACACACACACACAGAACUAUAUCUAAACAUUCAAACGAAAUGGAUAUAAACACACAGAUACUACAUACACACGCACAGACAGACAGACAGACGGACAUACAAUAUGUAACAUAUAUCAGCGAUCUAUUACUUAUAUAAAUAUAAAUCCAUUUAGGACACGGUUAUUCCUUUUUGAUAAUAGCAUAUUUUUACCAAUUUUAAAGCGCUAAAUUGUCGAAAAGAAACAAUUUUAUGGGGGCUAACUUAUUGUAUUAUACAACAUUAAUCUAUAAAAAAAAAAUAUAUAUAUAUAUAUAUAAAUUGUAUAUCCUCUACAAGCAAAAACAGAAAAAAAAGAAAAAAAGAAAAGAAACCAUACUGGAAACAAAAGACCGACACUUGAACCUAAAAACCAACCACCAAAUAAUGAAAAUCGAAUUCGGAUCGUAGGCCAUAAGUUCUAGAAUCGAACUGUAGUAGAAACGUUAGCAAAGAUUUUUUAGGCACUUGUCGGGGAGUCAAUUUUUAAGUAGACAACGGGCAACUGAAUGGAUGGGCAAAUGGGCGUGGCAUGUUUUUUUAUUUGUUUUUUCGAAAAAUUUUGAAAUAUAUGUAUUUAUUUAUGGAUUGAAAUCUCUUACAAACCCAAAAUCAAAACUAGAUUAAUUUUGCAAUCGUUUUAUCUAUUUCUGUGGCAAAACUGAACUUUUAUUUUUAAUUAAUCUGGGAAGUUUUAACACUUUCUUAAAGGUUUUUUUUUAAGUUGAGAUAAGCUAACAAAUUCUUUUGAAUUUUCUAUACAGAUGUGAUAUUCUGAACUCUAGUCAUUUUAAUGUUACUGAACUCUCUCAGAUGGCAUUCCAAAUUACAAUUUAAAUAUAUUUGUUUUUUUUUUCUAAAUGAUCAUUUACUUAUACCUACGUUUUUAUGGCCUAAGUUCCUGACUGAUUGCAUUUAUACCUAUGUACUCCUAAAAUAAAUGUUUACAAAAGUGAAUAAUAAUGUUUUCAAAGGAUUCCAUAAUCCUUGUUUUAUGUUAUAAGAAAUUAGAACCGAUAUGACCUCGAGUAUGCCAAACUUACAUUAGUCAAUGGACGAUUAUUUAAACACUCCACAAACACGAACUGCUAUUGUUAAGACCCCGAAUCUAAAAUCAUCGACCCGUAAACCCCAACCAUUCAGACGGUUGUCCCGUUUAGUGCUCGAUCCUGUCCUGGAUCUGGGUUGUGCUGCGGACGAUCCCAAACACACACACACACAAAGGAUCGUCCGGGACUGGCGGGCUAAAUCGAUCGAGGAUUUGAGCCUGCGAUUUUAUUGUGUAUCUAACCUAAGCUUAACAUGGAAUGCAUUUAUUAAAACCUAACAUUAACAAAGAUAUAUGUAGAUAUUUAGUGGGCUAACUGUAUAUUAAGUAGCUAAACAAAAGGCAUAUAGUUUAUAGCGUAAACAAUAACCAAAUAGAUGAGACAUUUAUUGGUUGGUUGUAAACGGUGCAGCUGUUUGCGGCCAGCUUAACAUUCGACUUGGCAUGGAACCGAUAGCAAUACAAAAACUAACACAAAGUACUGCCCCCCCAAAAACAAAAACAAAAACAAAAACAACCGACAAAAUGAAACCAAACUACAAAAGUUAUAUAGAUAUAUACACACGCGAUAUAUACACAAAUAGAUAUUAUAAAAAAAAAAACAAAUAGUUAUAGACAAGAUACAUAAGCCUAUCGACAACUAUAUACCAGCAAACACACAGCAAGAAUAAUCGAAGCAUUUUUAGAGGGAUUCCCGCAGGCCAACUUUAAAUGGACGAGGCCAAGGACACGGCCAAUCAACUAAGUCGACUUAAACGAACCCCGAACACUGAACACUGAACACUGCCCACACAGCGAAAGUUCUCAACAUUUACCGAUCUAGCCAUAAUAUCUAUAUAUAUAUAUAUAUAUAUAUAUAUAUAUAUAUACACUUAACGAACCCUAACUAGAGCGUACUCUCAUUGAAAUGAUCAAUUGUAAGAUAUUAACAAUCGGGUACUCAAAUCGAAAUUAAUUCAAUCGUAAAACACAAACGACAUUUUUAAAGUAAAUAUGUAAAGAUGGUGUAAAGAAAAACUGAACAAACUAAUCAAGUUUUUUAUUCGCUUAUUAUACAAUUACCGGUUAUAAAACAAACAUACAGACCUUCUCAAGGGGUCAUCGAAAGUAUAUAGCAACAAACACUGAAUCGAAUCCUUUAAGGAUCCAAAAAACAAGAAAUCCCCCCCCCC
Drosophila elegans is the source of this 6058-nucleotide messenger RNA. RefSeq names its product protein tweety. The coding region runs from base 507 to 3482 and encodes 991 amino acids. The record is from RefSeq and is a predicted model, not a curated record. The transcript is spliced from 8 exons. Gene Ontology annotation, cellular component: plasma membrane. NCBI's taxonomy places the organism in Eukaryota, Metazoa, Arthropoda, Insecta, Diptera, Drosophilidae. Gene Ontology annotation, molecular function: volume-sensitive chloride channel activity; intracellularly calcium-gated chloride channel activity.